AUGACGACAACGCGUACCCCCAUAAAGGACCUCAUUGAGGUAACCGCAACUACUCCACCUCUGAGUAUAAAUAACGCCCGGACCUCAAAUGUGAGGAGAAGCAUCGAGAAACUCGAGUUGGGUAGUGCAGAACCUAGCUCUGUUGAGAAUGGAAAAAGCGCGAGUAGUACCAUGACAACAGCAAAGACCACCUCAGCGCUUACAAGCAGGCCAAAAAGUGCCCUGCUAAGCGAGGGAAAAAACUUGAUACCGCAAUCUGACACAAAGACGACAAGAAGCAGACUCGACGAGGCUAGAACUUGGAAUAACAAGGCCAAAUCAGCACUUGCCAUAUCUAGAAAUAUUAAAACUGAAAUCAAACAAGACGUGACGCAAGCCAUUGAAAAACUUUUCCAGAUUGUCAAGGAGUCCGAAGCCGAACUGGCCAGUGAAAAGAUAAAAAAUGGAAAGGAGAAAGUCGAAAAACCAUCAGUGACAGGCGCAAGAAACAGACCCAAUGAAGAGAUAGACGAUAGGAAACGAAGAGGAACUAACCCAAGAGAGGACCAAAUUACUGAAUGCUUAGAAGAACAUGUAAAGCUACUUCGAGAGCACACUAAGAGAAUGGACGAGCUACAGGUGACAGUAGAGAAGCAAACUGAACUGCUUCAAAAAGCGACAUCUACGGCGGCAACCUACGCAAGUGUGGUGGCCACCUCCAGACGUUCGUCGAAUACCACAAAUGCUUGCAGCACCUCCAUCUCGAACAAAACAAUGCACUCCUUGGCAGUGACCUCUAAAGACACAGACAAAACCGGAGAAGAAGUCCUGGAAAUAGUACGGAAGACAAUAAAUGCGAAAGAAGAGGGAGGAAAAAUAGACAGAGUAAGGAAAGCUAAAGACUCUAAGAUAAUAAUUAGCUGUCAAACGAAAGAAGAGAGGGAAGAAAUUAAGCAAAGACUAAACAGAGCAAGAGAACAACUAGAGGUAGAAGAAAUGAAAAACAAAAAUCCUCUCGUUAUAAUGCGAGAUGUAAUGAAUUAUAACUCUGAUGAUGAUGUCCUAAAAGCCCUAAAGAGUCAAAAUAAGAAACUUCUUCAAGGAAUUAAGGAUGAAGAAAUAACAUUGGAACCAAGAUACAGAAGGAAGACCCACAACCCAUUGAAGAGCCAUCGGGUGUACAGAGUGCCAACAGCACUUUGGCAAAAGCUCAUCUCAGCGGAGACCAUACACAUCGACAUCCAACAAAUAAAAGUAGCUGACCAGUCCCCCCUAGUGCAAUGUUCGCGUUGCCUAGGUUAUGGACAUGCUCGUAGAUUCUGUAAGGAGGAAAUCGAUGUGUGUAGCCACUGCGGAGGCCCGCACAUGAAGGCGGAAUGCGCAGAUUGGCAGGCAAGAACCAUCCCAAACUGCAGUAAUUGCCAGCGCGUAAAAAACGAAAACACCCGGCACAACGCCUUUGAUGAAAAUUGCCCAGUGCGGCGUAAAUGGGAUGACAUAGCUCGGUCAACAAUCGCGUACUGCUAA
Messenger RNA from Zerene cesonia (dogface butterfly), 1506 nucleotides. RefSeq lists its product as uncharacterized. The record is from RefSeq and is a predicted model, not a curated record. The transcript has a single exon. Lineage: Eukaryota; Metazoa; Arthropoda; Insecta; Lepidoptera; Pieridae. Bases 1 to 1506 code for a protein of 501 amino acids.